CACAAUGAUCCCUCUAGGGUUUGGUCCUCUGAAACUAUGCAAUAAAACUUUGUAUCGUCGUCCUUUUCUCUCUCUUAUCACUUAUUUAUCAGUCAUAUCACGAACUGAACUGUAGAGAAAACAAUAAAAAAAACCUAAAGGAAGCACAGGAUGUCUCUUGUGGCGAAUGAGGACUUUCAACACAUACUUCGUGUGUUGAACACGAACGUUGAUGGCAAGCAAAAGAUAAUGUUCGCUCUUACUUCCAUCAAAGGGAUUGGUCGCCGUUUCGCCAACAUUGUUUGCAAGAAAGCUGAUGUCGACAUGAACAAAAGAGCUGGUGAGCUAUCUGCAGCAGAGCUUGACAACCUGAUGACGGUUGUGGCAAAUCCGCGUCAGUUUAAGAUCCCAGAUUGGUUUCUGAACAGGCAAAAGGAUUACAAGGAUGGUAGGUACUCUCAGGUUGUCUCCAAUGCACUGGACAUGAAGCUUAGGGAUGAUCUCGAGCGAUUGAAGAAGAUCAGUGGUUUAUGGGUUUUACGGAUGAUACUGGUGGUAGGGCUCUUUCUGGGUUUUAUGGAUGAUACAGCGUCAAACAAUUACUUAUGUUGUUAAUGAACAGAAACCACCGUGGCCUUCGACACUAUUGGGGUCUUCGAGUUCGAGGACAGCACACCAAGACUACUGGACGCAGGGGAAAGACUGUUGGUGUCUCAAAAAAGCGUUGAGCUUGGCGUCCACCUUCACGGGAUAUUCUGUUGUGGUACCCAGUUUUGUUUAUCAUUUAAGUUUGCUUGUUAAUUUUUCCUUGAGGUCAUGGUCAGUAGGAUCUUCCAUUUGAUUGUAAUUCUAUUCUGAAAUUUUAUAAUUUACAUUGAAACCGUUGGUGACA
Molecule: messenger RNA, 871 nt
Organism: Mangifera indica (mango)
Lineage: Eukaryota; Viridiplantae; Streptophyta; Magnoliopsida; Sapindales; Anacardiaceae
Product: 40S ribosomal protein S18
Exons: 4
Coding region: 151-594 (147 amino acids)
Biological process (GO): translation
Cellular component (GO): ribosome; cytosol; small ribosomal subunit
Molecular function (GO): structural constituent of ribosome; RNA binding
Source: RefSeq, a predicted model, not a curated record